UGAAUUCACGCUCAGGCUCAGGGCUUGGUGUUGGUGUGCGUGGGCUCGACGUAGCGCGAAACCGCGACUGCGGCGCGACGAGCGUUGCGGGCCCCGAGGCGCGCCCGCUCGACGCCCGCGCCGGCGCACGGCAGCCACCUCGGGCAGCCUCCUCCUGGUGGGCCUCGGCGUCGGGACGAGGGACCGAGCGACGGCGCCGCCGCCGACGCGAGCAGCCGCCGACGCCGUCGACGGACGAGUCCCUGGGUGACAGCGACGUCGUCAUCUAGACUUUUACCCUCCUAGCACGCGGAAGGGCGUCGUCGUCGCGAGCGCGGCGACGGUUAUCAAAUCUACUUGGUCUGGUUGAUCGUCGCAUUCCUGCGGAGCGGACUUGGUUUGGGUUUCGCAUUAAACAAUAAAUGGGGCGCUGGUGUCGUGCUGGUUGCCGUUGCCGCCGCAGUGCUUCUUCGCCGGCCGCACGUCGGAUUCGGGCUCCCCUAACCUACGAUAGAUUGAGUGAGAAACGACCACGAGAAAAGAAAGACGCUGGCUCCUCACACGCGGUUGGCCUUGCCCACCGUGGCCAAGGCCUCGUCGGUCGUCUUGUUCGGCAGGUCGGCCUGCGCGGGGGAGGAUCGACGGCGGGCGACGCCGGCGACGCGACGCGCGAGACGUACCAGGCACGCGCGCGCCGCGUCUCGGGCGAGCUCCUUGCGCAGCUCGCCGGUCUCGUUGAUGCAGUCCUCGAUGGCCGCCGCGCGGCGCUCCAUGCGGCCCGUGAGGGCCAAGGCGGCCAGCGCCGGCAGGAAGGCGGAGACGAACUUGUUCUUCUUCGUCGACGCGUUAAUGAGGACCGUGACGUCGGGGUUGUUCGCGUCGCCGUCGCCGUCCAUCUCGACGUCCCCCAUCCGGAGGUGGAGCAUGAGGUGCGUGAGGCCGGCGGUCGGCGCGCCGACCUUGAGGCAGGUGUCUUCGACCGUGGCGUCGGCGCUGACCGUCGUGUACGGGCCGGUCUUGGACGUAAUGAUCAGGCGCGGCGUGGUCAAAUUGGCCUUCUUGGCCCCGCUGGCGCCGCAGUAAUCGACGACCUUGUCCUCGUCCAUCUGGGUGCUCUGGCUCUUGCCGGACAUGUUUUAUGCGGCGCGUCUGCCUGCGGAACGGAGAAGCGCUCGUCUCGCGCGGGAAUGGUUUUGGUGGGCUCUCCAGUCUCGUGGCGAUGUGUAGCUGUGUGGCGGGUGAGACGCUGUGUUUUGUGGUGCCGCGUCGUCGCGGCGUCGGCGUUUUUUGGGCAAUUUCUAUGCUUGUGAGAAAUUUGGUUUGCAGAAACGCUCGCGGUCGCGCGGCGUCGCGUUUGUUUGACACGGCGGCGUACUUGUGAAACUUUUUGACGGUGCUCUGUCGCUCGCAAAAGUAUGCGAGGCAGAGGAGAUAUUGGUGGCUAUGUCUGCGCGCCAAAACGCCGGCCGGCGGCCGGCUCGCGCCUUUUACUAGCGUGUAAUAGUGUAUAGUGUG
This is a messenger RNA of Pelagomonas calceolata, 1494 nucleotides long. NCBI's taxonomy places the organism in Eukaryota, Pelagophyceae, Pelagomonadales, Pelagomonadaceae. The record is from the annotation of a GenBank genome assembly.